AUGAUUAAAUGGCCUAGGCCUACCUCAUUGAGGUCCUUGAGGGGUUUUUUGGGUCUUACGGGAUAUUAUAGAAAAUUUGUCAAAGGUUAUGGGGUUGUUACUAAACCAUUGACAAAUUUAUUGAAGAAAAAUUCUUUUUGUUGGAAUGAAGAAGUUGAGGGAGCUUUUAAUGAAUUGAAGCAACUAAUGUCUUCUGCCCCAGUUUUGGCAUUGCCUAAUUUCACCCAACCGUUUGUUUUGGAGACUGAUGCUAAUGGGAGUCCAAUUGCAUAUUUGAGCAAGUACUUGGGAGUAAAACCAAGGCAAAAAGGCAUAACGAAGUUGCUGGGAUUGGAUUAUUCAAUUAAUUAUAGGUCUGGGCAUGAAAACAAGGCUACUGAUGCCUUAUCUAUGUAUGCCUUGACUAAUCAACAGGGAGAAUUGCAAGCCAUUUCUGUUGUGGUAUCAGGUUGCUACGAUACAAGGGUAAGGUAUAUAUUGGUGACUCUUUUGAGCUCCAACAGAGACUUAUUUCUACUGCUCAUGAUUCUCCAGUUGGGGGACAUUCAGUUACCUAAAUCUGAAGGCAAGGAUGUCAUCAUGGUAGUUGUUGACAAGUUCACUAAAUUUGCUCACUUUAUGGCCCUUGCACAUCCUUAUUCAGCUGAGAAAAUAGCCAAGAUAUUCUUGGAUAACAUUUUAAAGUUGCAUGGGGUUCCUACAAACAUAGUGAGUGAUAAAGAUAAGGUCUUCACCAGUCUUUUCUGGCAACAAUUGUUUAAGGCUUUGGGAACUAAAUUGCACAUGAGUACAGCCUACCAUCCUCAGUCAGAUGGCCAGACUGAAAGACUCAAUAGAUGCUUGGAAAAUUACCUUAGAUGCAUGACUUUUCAGCAUCCUUAUAAAUGGAGUUCAUGGAUAAGUUUAGCUAAAUGA
Molecule: messenger RNA, 915 nt
Organism: Hevea brasiliensis (rubber tree)
Lineage: Eukaryota; Viridiplantae; Streptophyta; Magnoliopsida; Malpighiales; Euphorbiaceae
Exons: 4
Coding region: 1-915 (304 amino acids)
Biological process (GO): DNA integration
Molecular function (GO): nucleic acid binding
Source: RefSeq, a predicted model, not a curated record